AUGCCCGGAGGAUUAUAUGCAGCUUGCCGAGAUUUGGAUGUAAGAGAUAUGUACAUCGAGAACAUCAACCACCACGUUCAAGUAUAUCGAAAUCGACACGAAAAGGCAAACGAUCAACAUCCGAAAUAUGCCCAGUAUACCGACUCGACGACCCAUCAAGAUACUUUUAACAGGAUUUGGUGGUUUGACUCUGAGGAUGGGAACAGCGCCGUGGAGUUAGUGGUCCAUCCGGAGCCGGUUCGGGUGAGCUACCGAACGGUGGACGAGCUACUCAGCCGGCUCUACCAGACCCAUCCGGAUCUCGACUUGGUCAUCCACACCGGAAUCGCUCAGCUCCCUAGGGCCGAAUUCUUGCUCGAGAAAAUCGCCCAUCGGGAACAUUACAAGUCCCCUGAUGUCGACGGUCUCCUCCCUGAUCCCUCCCUCUCCGAUUCGGAGACCCGGCCUGGUUCCUUAUCUUCUUCUGUUAUGCUCGAUCAGCUUGUCGAAAGAGUUCAGGAUCAGAUCUCUCAGCCGAUCAAUCUCAAAGUCUCAGAAAACGCGGGCCGUUUUUUAUGUGAAUACAUCUACUACAGCUCACUACUGAGAUUCGAGAACUUGACGAACUCGAACCCGGAGCCACCAUCGACGAGCGUGUUCAAAAAAGAAGAAGCGGACCGGGCCCGGCCACGACCGGUCUUGUUUCUUCAUGUGCCUCCUUUCUUGGACCAAGCUGACAUCACCCUUGGAUCCCACGUCUUACUCGAUAUCAUCCAUCAAGUUCAAGCCCUUCAUUUCUCGUCCUCUUCAGACAAUUUGUACAAGAAGUUCCUCGGUUCUUCUUACGAUUAA
Molecule: messenger RNA, 831 nt
Organism: Puccinia graminis f. sp. tritici CRL 75-36-700-3
Lineage: Eukaryota; Fungi; Basidiomycota; Pucciniomycetes; Pucciniales; Pucciniaceae
Exons: 3
Coding region: 1-831 (276 amino acids)
Biological process (GO): proteolysis
Source: RefSeq, a predicted model, not a curated record